AGGCUGGUUUGGAUUCUUAUACAGGAGCAGAGUCAGGGUUUUCCUAUCAAUAUUGUCUACGAUGGGUUCAGAGAAACAUUGUUUUUUCACAUUUUUGCUUUACGUACCUUCUUCUUUUUCGUUCAAAUUGUAUCUUUCUAUUUUGGUGGUGUUUGUUUUGAGAGCCUGCGCAAACAAAGUAGAUGAUGAAGAUUAUGAAGAUACAGUGUUAAAUAAAACAUGGGUCCUGGCACCAAGAGUUCAUGAAAGUGAUGUCACCAAUAUUCUGAAUGACUUAUUGAAAGGAUAUGACAACAAACUUAGACCAGAUAUAGGAGUGAGGCCAACAAUGAUUGAAAGUGAUGUCUACGUGAACAGCAUUGGCCCAGUUGAUGCGAUCAAUAUGGAAUAUACCAUCGACAUAUUUUUUGCGCAAUCUUGGUAUGAUAGCAGACUGAAAUUUAAUGGUACAAUGAAGGUUCUCCUGCUAAAUAGUAACAUGGUUGGCAAAAUCUGGAUCCCGGACACAUUUUUCCGAAAUUCCAAGAAAUCAGACGCUCACUGGAUAACAACUCCCAAUCGAUUGCUGCGAAUCGGGAAUGAUGGAAAAAUACUGUAUACGCUAAGGUUAACCAUCAAUGCGGAAUGCUAUCUUCAGCUUCAUGACUUUCCUAUGGAUCAUCAUUCCUGUCCCCUGGAAUUCUCAAGCUAUGGAUACCCAAAAAAUGAAAUUGUGUAUCGCUGGAAGAAAGAUCCAGUUGAAAUUGCACAUCAAAAGCAUUGGCGACUUUAUCAAUUUGCAUUUGAUGGAUUCAGGAACACAACUGAUGUAAUGCACACCCAGUCCGGAGAUUAUGUCAUAAUGACAAUAUUCUUUGAUCUAAGUAGAAGAAUGGGGUACUUCACAAUUCAGACCUACAUACCUUGCUCACUUACAGUUGUCCUGUCAUGGGUUUCAUUCUGGAUUAAUAAAGAUGCUGUACCGGCGAGAACGUCAUUAGGUAUUACAACAGUUCUAACUAUGACAACACUCAGUACAAUUUCCCGGAAAUCGCUGCCAAAGGUGUCCUACAUCACUGCCAUGGAUCUCUUUGUAUCUGUUUGUUUCCUUUUUGUCUUCGCUGCUCUCAUGGAGUAUGGGACCCUGCAUUAUUUUGUCAGCAACAGAAAUAACAGCAAAAAAAAGAAGCAGAAAUCCAAACCAGCUAAAUCACCUGUUAUUAAAGUCCGUCCAGGAUCAACAUUAAUUCAGGUGAACAACAUUGCACACCUACAAGAACGGGAUGACUAUGGCUAUGAAUGUUUGGAUGGGAAAGACUGUAAGAGCUUCUUCUGCUGUUUCGAGGAGUGUCGUACAGGCGCAUGGAGGCAGGGUCAAAUACAUAUCCGUAUAACCAAAAUUGAUUCCUACUCUAGAAUAUUCUUCCCUACAGCAUUCGGUCUGUUCAAUCUGGUUUAUUGGAUCGCGUACCUUUACCUAUAAAAACUACAAUUCAGUGACAUAAGAGGAGGAUGAAUAAAUCUGCAGUGGUAGAAUUUUAGCCUAUACAACAUUUGAUUGUGUUGAAAUCAUCUUUGAAUCAGUUGACUUACUGCCAAAUGUGCAGCUUAUCUUGAAUUCUUGUGCCAUAUACACGAGUCAUGCACAUUUUCAAAUAAUGAUAUUUUUCAAGAUGUAAAUUUGAUAAAAUACAUACAUUUAUAUUCAUUUUAACACUUGCAUUUUUGUCAUACAACAGACAGCUGACGGGAUAUGUGACCCACAUUGCAUCUUGGACAGUACACGCAAGUUAUCUAGGAUAAAUCUGGACAAUCCCUAUCAUUCAUUUCAAGAAGAACAAUUUAGUUCUAAAGUCUAAAUGGAAUUAAAGCUAAUCUAAAUUGAAUGUGAAAUGUCACAUGCUUAACUAUGAGCUGCAAACAAGCCCAUUUUCUGCUCAAUUCCUGUACUCUAAUUUAUGAAACAUGGUGGUAUUUUGACUAAAACUAUAAACACAGCUAACCUUUAGCACAUUUUCAAACAGGAAUUUUUACAAUAGUACAUCACUAAAUGAUGUGAUUUCUAAGAAGGUAUUCAUUUAGGCUAUGUAAAAUUCACCAUAAAACUGAUCAAUACAUGUGUUUCUGACAAUUUCAUGAGUUGCUGACCAUGUUUGCAUUUCAUAAAGACUAAGUGCACUUAACAUCAAUGUGAUCUUGGUCAGCAAGUUAUGAUAUGAAGAAAAGGCAUCAACCAUCUUGGGGUGCCAUUAUUACUGAUAGAGAUGCAGAUCCUCUUGGCCCCAAAUUGAUUCUUUGCCCAGGAUGUCAGUUGCCUGAAUUUUAUUGGGGAUGACUUCGCAUUUGACUUGUAUUGCACAACUCGUAUCAAUUUUUAAAAAGUUUUAGCUUUGCAUCAGUGCAAACUGUGCAUUCUAACUGUCUAAUAAAUACAUCAGGUUUUUUUUAUCAUAACUUCUGUGGCUUUGGUCUAGCAUCCUGGCAAGUCCGUAUAUUUAAAUUACCCAUGAGUUACUGUUCUACAUGUUUGGCAACCACCCAAGGUUCAAAACCCACAGGUAUGCUUUAUGGUGAGUAAUACAAAGCCUAAAAUGCAAAUGAAAAUGAAGAUUUAGCAUUAAUUUUGAAACUAACGAUAAUGAACUAUAUCUAUAGAACAUUGUACAGCUUCUCCAAAUACUAACAUAAUCUCAAGGGAAAAAUAAUAUCCAAAAAUACAUUGUACGAUGGAUAUUGCAUUUUUAUAAUGAAGAGAAACCCCAGCAUUAUAUUCAUUUCUGAUAUGUAAAUAAUGGAAAAUGGGCAACAAUAGAUUUGUUUUAUUGGUGUAUUCAAUAGGCACGUUUAUGUGGAUGUAAGCAGAUCUUUUGUACGAUUCAACAAAAUGCCCACAUUAAAUAACGUUCCUUUUAUAUAAUCCCAUUUAGUAUUUAAACUGAGUACCCAAAUCCAAUAAACUGAAAUACUGACAUUUCUUAAUAAUUCGAUAAUAUAGACAUUUCAGUGAAUCUGCUGCAUUUUGACAUAUGGACAUGAUAUAGCGACUGUCAUUUGAAUUUUAUACAACAAAUAUUAUAUUUUACUAUUCAAUUUUUGUCAGCAUAUCUUCAGUUCAUUUCAGCUUUCAUUUUUCUUGCCUGAGCAUCAAUAACAUUAGAAAUUGAUUUAAAAUAAGUCUUAUUCUUGAGAGCAUGUAACAAAAAAGGCAUCAGUUUAAAAAAAAUGGUGCCUGCACAAUUUUAAUUCACAGUGUUCCAAACCAACCUAGAGCUAAACUUAAUGUAAAAUAGAAUAUUUCAUAAUAUACGUUCUGCUUCAAUUUAUCCAGUAUUAUAAACACUAUAUUCAAACAUCUCGAAUAAAAAGCUUGAAACAGAAUCAUAACUGGAAAGACAGAUUUAUCCCUCCUCUAGCUUUGUCGCUACCACCUGCCUGCUUUGACUACCCUUUCACCUUAAGCUAUUCUAUCAGCAUAAUUACUGUUUAAGAGAUUCUCUCUGCUCCAACUGAAGUAGAAAUUUCGGUGUCUAAAAAAGUACCAAUUAAUGUUGUGGCAGAGAACAUUUGGCUCUGCAGUGCUAUUUUGAACGUGUCAGCGCAUGUGUCAUCUCACCCAUAACGCAUUGAUUGCUUUAGGCUUGUUGCCAGCUGCCCAAUCCCUUUGUAGUCUAGAUACCCAGCACAUGCACCAUUUGCAAAAAGGAAGUUUCAGCAGAAAGGUGUCAAUUGAAUUUUCGAUUUGUUUGGGACAUCAUGUGCAUAUUUGAGCUUUGGAUUAUGGGGAUUAUUGUGCGAGUGAGUAAGUUAAUGACUGCUGUUUCGCUGGUGAUCCUGCUGGAUUGUCUGGCAGGUUACAUGUCCUCGGCGGGCAAGCCGGAAAAAGAUGUUCAUGGAAACUGACAAACAUGGAAAGCUCUGUCUGAGCAGUUCCACUGAAGAGCUGCGACCAUGGCCUGGCGGGAGACUCUGGUCACUACAGGACAUAUGACUCUCAACUUGUUGGAAAUCACACUUCACUUGUCUCACAGCUCGCUCAUCUUCAGCUGCACUUGCUUCCUGCUGGCCUUCCCUCGAAUCUCAGGUGCAGCUUACUCCGCUCCACUUUGCAACUCUGACAAGAAAGAUGAAAGACAAGAGCGGAAACAACACCACUCACCCCACCUCACCCACCACCCCAGGAGCAGUACCAUCAGCAGCAGCUGCCAUUUCAGCCACGGAACCCUCCGAAGGCCAGAGGGAGGGUGAAUAUGGGAUCCAGUGGGAUGAAGCUGAAAGGUAGGACAUCAUUUGUGAAAAGUGACAAUGAGAGGUAGGUGCAAGAGGAUAUAGGCUGAGGCUAAAUGUUACUGAAAGCCUUGCGCAGCUUGGGGGGUGGGGGUAGUGAGGUGGUGAGAUGUGUCAGGAGAGAAGAGUGACAGCAGUUGCAAGGUAGGUUGGUCUUGGGGAUUUUGUGCUGGACAAAGCUAGAGAAACCAGCGUGUAAGCUUUGGUGGCUGAAAGUGUUGUGGCACUGCCCUGUCCUACCACCCUGAAUUUCUAGAUCAUCAAGAUGAACUGUCUCCGGGUUGGACGCACCAUACUCUUGUUGCUGACUUUCUCAUCCAUUUCUCUCUGUGCUGUUUUGAAGAGUAGUCCACUGCUCCCCAUCUUGGAGAAGACUCGCCUCGCCCUAUUCAGUCCUCAGAUCCAGCACAAAGACCUCCCAGGAGGAACCUGCCUGGAACACCUCCCCAUUCCUGUGGAUGGAACAGCUCUCUGAGUGCUUGUAACAAUUAGUGUGGCAUCUUUCAUCAGAAAUCCUUUCUUUGGAACUGUCAUCUUGCCCAUUUUCCCUGAUUGCAGAACAGAGGAAAAGCCAUUUGUAAAUCAGGUCCCUGACUCGCAAAUAACCCAACCAGUCUGACAGGGUGUAAAUCCACAAAAAUUCCCCUAAAGUGUGCUCAUGACCUUAAGGCAAGAGUCAGUUAUGGAGGAUCACCUGGCAGAGGAGAGAAACUUGAAUGUGACUGUUGCCAACUGAGGCUCCCUGAGGUGAGAUUCAAUAUUAUUUUAUUAAUUGAUUGUCAGACUUGUUGGAGCUGCCUGAUAGUCAGCCCUGCUGCACACAUUAUGUUGUCACCUACACCUGAUCAGUAUUCUUCUAGGCCUGAAACGUCAGCCUUCCUAGUCCUCUGAUGCUGCUUGCCCUGCUGUGUUCAUCCGGCUCUACAUCUUGUUAUCUCAGUAUUAUCUGGGGUUAUCUUUUUGUUUUGGCAGGUAUGAUUUCAUGCAGCAUUUCAAUUAUUUACUUGUAAGUUUCCAUCUUCUGAUUUAUCGUUGCAGAUCGAUACAUUGUUCUAUAAUUGUAGGCACUCUUCUGAAUGUUUCUAUAGAUAAUAAUCACCUAUUACAAUCAGGGCCUCUGAGAUCAGAAUCCUUAGGCUCUACAACAAGACAAGAAUUAAACUGGAUCUCCAGGCAUACAAUACUCACUUCCUGAACUUCAGGCCAUCAAACCCUGCAGCCCUGGUAGCCUCCAUUUUUCAUUAAAAUUGUAUCAUUAACCCUUACUCAACCUUGAUUCUGCAGGUACAGGGAUUUAAACAUCUGCUCAAUUUAUUUAAUCCAGCUGCAAGACUGGAGAACUGAAUUUCCAGGCCAAGAUUUCCACACAGAGUUUAAUAUUAGGCGUUGAGGGCAGAUGAGAAUCCUCAGAAAUGUUAAUAUCACACAGUUAACAUUCAAACAGCAUUACAACACAAUUUUAAAGCUGUGAUAAAAUUAUUUCUUCGAAAUGUAAUGGGCUUAUUACAAUAUGCAAUGACCUUUAAGACAGCUGCAUUGUUUAAAUCUCCAAAUUUCUGAAUUUAGCCUCUGUUUCUUAGCCUGGAUUGAACACUUAUAAAGAGAUGACAAAAUAUGUGUAAACCUACUACAUUGCCCAGUACAUCUAAGCAUUGAAUCUUGCAAUGAACUGCUAAAGCAGGAACUUGUAUUUAAAUUUGAAUUAAAUCAAAAUUUAGAGGCAGGUUGGGAAUUUAGUGCAGUUCAUAGUGGUCAGAAUCGGUUCUUUUACAGGAAAUAACUUUAUUAAAUAACAAAAGUAGCAAACUACCUUUCCUUUCAGCGUGCCAGUUAUCUGAUCUUGUUUCUCAGGCUUUUUCACAACUAAUUAACUGCAGAUAGUGAAGUUUUGAACUGCUCAGCCAAGUGAACUCCAGUGCACCAUAUGUGCCUCAGUAAUGUCAGUAGUUUUAGUACGAGGUGUGCCAUUUAAUCUCCAAUUCAUGGCCAUUCCUUUCACACCUGGCAUGGCCUGCAAUAGGGUUAUUAUUAAGUUGUCUUGUUGUGGUCAUUACCAUAAGUAUUAUAAGGCCAUGCCAGAAGUUUUCAGUGUAGGGAGUUUAUGGCAUCCAUCAUUAUCAAACACUGCAUGCACCAUUGUUUGCAACUAUGCUCCUCCAGGUAAUGCCCUCCCUUAAACAUUGUUGAUGGUGCACAUAGCAAAUUGUGCGUCAGUAAAGAAGGGAGUGACUAUCGAAGGUCAGUGGAUUGCUUUGACUUGUCAAGUCUUGCAGCUCAUAAGUAUUAAUAGAGCUGAACUCAUCUGAACAAGUGGAGACAACCCCAUCGCACUGCCUUUUACCUUGUAGAUGGCAGAUAGGCUUUGUAGAGUCAGCAAGUGAAUUUCUGCCACAGAACUCCCAUUCUGUUGUGGCCAUUGUAUUUGAAUGGCAGUCCAUUUCAAUGUCUGGUCAAUGGUAACCUCCAGGGUGUUGGUGGUGAGGGAUUCAGUAAUAGUCAUGCCAUUAAUGUCAGAGGGAGCUGAUUACAUUCUUUCCUUGUUGGAGAAGAUAAUUCUAAAGUAUUGUGUACGGCAAAAGUUAAUUGCACUUAUCAACCCAGGUGUUGCUGCAUAUGGGCUCAGACAGUAUCUAAGGAGGUGCAAAUGGACAUGAACAUUGCACAAUCAUCAGCGAAUAUCCCACUUCUGACCUUAUGAAAGAACCAAGGUCAUUGAUGAUGCAACUGAAGAUGUUUGAGCCUCAGAUACCAACUUGAGAAACAGUGCAUUCUGCCUAUAAUUCAGCAAGAAGGUGCUCACAGACCUCUGUCAACUCAUAUAACGAGAUCUGUAGCUUCAUAGGAUCAUUCUGUCUGUCGGUAACUGAAUUUGAUUUAGGCGUCAGUUUCUCACAAUUGGAUCUUACCAGCUAGAUCAGAGUGACAUAACUAACAUUUCCCUGUUUUCCAACACAGUGCUGCAACAGAGAAGCACAGAGUACCAGGACGGAAUUCUGGAUGGAUGAUGACCCAUUUGCUUUCAGGAUUUUGUGUUUUCUUUCGUGAAAUGUUAUUUUGUGCAAUUAAGAUCAAACUAGCUGCCCCAUAUUUGUGAAGAGGGUUGAUUAGUUUUCUGAUCGUGACAUAAAUAGUUUAUAAAUAAAUGUCGGUGUAACUUGGUGUUACCAUGCGACAUACAGCUAAGAUGCAAAAAGCUGAUUACAGUGGGGGUGGUCAGUUUAGCUUUUCUGCUUGGCAGUUCAGAACAUUGGGAAUUUAUGUAAAACAAAAAUUGGCAAGGUUCUCUGAAUAAAGCCGUUUUCAGUUUGGCAGAUUUAGGACAGAUCUUGGUCCUGAAACAUGGCUCUCAGAAUAGAGUCAAAACUGUUCUGCUGUAAAUGCUAUACAGUCAGAAAGGACAAAACACUGACUACAGGAAGGGUGAGUGAUUAUGAACUGAGCAAGACCCAUUAAAGUACUCUUGUGUUGUCGGAUGUUGAAAAGUGAGUCUCUGGAGAUUCUGUACCAUGGGAACUUCUGGGAUUUGAGAGAAAAUGGUUUGUAGACAUGCAAUUUGUCAGUGUUAGCCACGUGUGACAAGAUGGAAUAUAACCUGUGGUGGAUGCAGUUCAAGGACAGAAAUGUUUGGAUGGGAAGUGAGAAAUUAAAAACAAUGCAGCCAGAGUUGGAAAGAUUGAGAGAUUCCAUGUGGUCUGACAGGCGUGCAGGAAGUAAGAAUGCUUCUGAGGCACAUCAUUGUUACAUCUUUUUAUUUGAAAUAAAUAAAAUAUUUAAAAUAAUAUGUGACCUGUUAAUAUUGGAAUUAUGUUGGUUUUCAGUUUUAAUUAGUUACGUAUGUCUGAGCAGCAGAGCUAAUCAUCCAGCGAAUGAGAGUGUCUCCCCUGCAGUUACAUUAUGGGGUCAAAGGUCCAGGCACCAUAUUUAAAGAGCAUUCGGCCAGACAUUCAGCCCUGAAAGUCAAGAAUGUCAGUGCAGCUGGAGGCAUUGACACUUUUUUUCACCUCUGUGUAUAAUCUACUGCUGCAUCACCAUCCAGAUCACAGGGCUGUUUCUCCUCCAGCCCAUCCAGGAAAGGUAGAAGGUCCUGUUUCCCAGGGAUCACUGAGGACUCAACAAGGAGGGCCUCUGUGGAGAUCUCAGCACAGGUUAGCAGCAAUGAGGCUGAUUCUAUAACCUGGUGGCUGUGCAGAAAGAAGAUGAAUGUGUGUUCUGCAAGGUUGAGUGGCAAUUUGUAAUCUCUGUAACGUGGCACUCAAGGGCAUCAGUGCGACCACCAGAACAUAAGUGUAAAGGUGUGAGUGUAGAGGCCUGUCAGGGUUGGUUUGUGAGCUUCACAGUAGGUGGAACAUGUGGGUUGAAUAAUGUGGGAGCUGUUUCAUGUUGUGAAUAUUGUACUAGUUGCAGGACAGUGUGAGUGUCUGGGGAGAGCACAUGCUUAAAUGGUUAUGCACCCAUUGGGAAAACAAUUUACCAAGCUGUCUGAAAAGCAAAAGUAGCUCAGAUGCCUAAUCACUGUGUAUGUGCAUCUGUAAACUGAUGAUUAUUUUAAAUUUAUUGAUUUUUUUUAAAAAAACUUUAAUUGUGCUGUUAGUCACUGCAAUUGUUGUAUGCGUUCAAAUGCUGGCAUCUUAUUCCUGAUCAGUUCUGGACGAUAUGGCCAAUGGAUGGAACAUAUAAAACAAUAUUUCACAACGUCAGUAGUCAGGUGAUUAUUGUGAUGUGUCUGAGAAUGGCGGGUCAAUCUAAGAAUGUUUACCUGGUUGUAAUUACUUGGAGGCUGAGCACCAGCAGCCAAGUCAUUCCAUGUCUUACUGGUGCCCACAUGUCCAAGGUCUUUGCAUUGCAUGUUUGGGGGAUAUGCUGGUGAGACGCAUGUGACUUGCUACUGAAUUACAAGGGCAUGUGACAUCCAGUGUAGCAUGUAUAUGGGAGCAGAGAUAAUGGGAGCUGCAGAUGCUGGAGAAUCCAAGAUAACAGUGUGGAGCUGUUUGAACACAG
Messenger RNA from Stegostoma tigrinum, 9261 nucleotides. RefSeq names its product gamma-aminobutyric acid type A receptor subunit gamma1 (gene gabrg1). The coding region runs from base 62 to 1462 and encodes 466 amino acids. Gene Ontology annotation, cellular component: neuron projection; GABA-A receptor complex; synapse. Gene Ontology annotation, molecular function: GABA-gated chloride ion channel activity; transmitter-gated monoatomic ion channel activity involved in regulation of postsynaptic membrane potential; benzodiazepine receptor activity. The transcript is spliced from 9 exons. The record is from RefSeq and is a predicted model, not a curated record. Gene Ontology annotation, biological process: chloride transport; nervous system process; gamma-aminobutyric acid signaling pathway. Lineage: Eukaryota; Metazoa; Chordata; Chondrichthyes; Orectolobiformes; Stegostomatidae.